GCUAACUGCGCGGAAGUCCCUAGGGCUGAGUGUCAAGAUGGCGGCGAGGGUUGCCAGCGCCGCAUGUGGUGAGGAGGACGCCUUUCGCCGGCUCUUUCGCUUCUACCGGCGGUGGGAGGGCCCCGACGCGGCGGGGGUGAUUGACUUCUCGAGGCCGGCCUCGCAGCAGGUGGUAAGCAGUCAUCUGAAUAUUUCCUCAGUUAGUGAACAGGAUGCUUGCAGAGCAGGACUGCGCCCAGUCAGUCAAUGGAAAGCCUAUGGUUUGGAUAGUUAUCCAGGUUUUAUAUUUAUCCCAGAUCCAUUCCUUCCGGGCUGCCAGCGUCACUGGGUAAGGCAGUGUUUGAAGCAGUACACUCAGAAACCCAAUGUAUGCAAUUUGGAUAUGCACAUGUCUUCUCAGGAAACUACUGAUUUGUGGGAAAAGAGUCGGCAUCAGCUGCAAAACAAAAGUUCCAGCAAACGGCAACCAAAAAGUUUACUCGAGAAGCUCCGUUGGGUGACUUUGGGUUAUCAUUAUAACUGGAAUACAAAGAAAUAUUCAGCUGAUCAUUACACUCCCUUUCCAUCUGACCUGGCUUUUAUCUCAGAACAAGUGGCUAAAGCUUGUGGUUUUCCAGGCUUCCAGGCAGAAGCUGGGAUCCUGAACUACUAUCAUUUUGACUCAUCUCUAGGAAUUCAUGUCGAUGAAUCUGAGCUGGACCAAUCUCAGCCCCUCUUAUCAUUCAGUUUUGGACAGUCAUCUAUAUUUCUGUUGGGAGGCCAGAAACGAGAUCAAGCCCCUGCGGCCAUGUUCAUGCAUAGUGGGGAUGUGAUGAUCAUGUCUGGCUUCAGCCGUCUGCUGUACCAUGCUGUUCCCAGGGUUCUGCCCAACUUGGAGGGGAAACCAUUGCCUUCCUGCAUGGAGCAGCCUCUGCCUUCUGACCUUCCUGCAGAUUCUGUUCUCCAGCCCUGCUCUGCAGAGGACUGGGAAGUGUGUGCCAAAUAUCUGGAAACAUCCCGUAUUAAUAUGACUAUUAGGCAAGUGCUUGCUGUUGGUCAUACAUUUCCAGCUGAAAAUAGGACAGAAGGAGAACUACAUACUUUUUCUGUAGGAUCUUAUCAUGAAGAACAUAGUGAAAUCAAAAGGCACAAGUGUGACACUGAAAGCUGAGAUCUACACAUCAUGUCUUCCUUCCCUCAGCAUUAUUCUUUCAACUCUGACAAUUUCAUGAGCUGUAUAGAGAACCAGCAAGUAACAGAAGGGAUAGGUGAUAAACCAAAUUGAUCACUAACUCUAACGCUAACUCUAACAAGCAAUAUGAAAGUUGACUGAAGUACUGGCUCAGGCAAUGAUGUUCUUUGUUGUUUUUGGUCUUUACAAGGUCAUACAGCAAACCUGGGUUACUCUGCUAUUUUAUUUAAUACUAAUACAGAAUACCUCCCCUGGCCUUCAUCUUUAAGGUAUCAAAAAAGAGGCACUAGCAAAAAGUACAGAUGUUAAAAUGCAAAUUUUGUAAUAAAAAUGUGGUUGGAAAACA
Messenger RNA from Anolis sagrei ordinatus, 1517 nucleotides. It is a transcript of the gene ALKBH1, whose product is annotated as alkB homolog 1, histone H2A dioxygenase. NCBI's taxonomy places the organism in Eukaryota, Metazoa, Chordata, Lepidosauria, Squamata, Anolidae. Gene Ontology annotation, cellular component: cytoplasm; nucleus. Gene Ontology annotation, biological process: oxidative RNA demethylation. Gene Ontology annotation, molecular function: oxidative RNA demethylase activity; broad specificity oxidative DNA demethylase activity; ferrous iron binding. The record is from RefSeq and is a predicted model, not a curated record.